Messenger RNA from Manduca sexta (tobacco hornworm), 1314 nucleotides. RefSeq lists its product as uncharacterized. The coding region runs from base 80 to 985 and encodes 301 amino acids. NCBI's taxonomy places the organism in Eukaryota, Metazoa, Arthropoda, Insecta, Lepidoptera, Sphingidae. The transcript is spliced from 2 exons. The record is from RefSeq and is a predicted model, not a curated record.
CUUUGAUAACUGUCACUUUGGAUAUUUUUAUACUUUUACAACAAAAUACUUUCUGUACCUAUAUAAUUGUAUUUGAAACAUGUCCAAAGCCAUGGCAUUCGUGGUGGUAUACUCCAUUUUCUUGCUAUUCUUGUUCUGUGUAAUGUGCUACCUCAUGAGUACUAUUAACCCAGCGCCAUUGACCAUCGUUGAGCAGCAUAAAGCUAAUGGCACGAGGAGGUUCCUAGAUUUAAACCUGAAGCCACUCAUCGUCAACAAUCCAGCGACAGUUGACAACGUGGAAUACGGUCUAGAAAAAGUACGGGACGACGAGUAUUUGUCAUCUCGGGUAUAUCCACUUUACUUGUACAGUACUGCGAGGAUCGAGGGAUUCAAUGGACCCGAUAUACUGGAAACCGUACAACCACCAGUGUGGCCGGUCCAAACGGAAUCUAGAGACAUCAUUCACUUCCCCAUUAUCAUUAUGGAGGAAAAUAAUACUUCAAUGUUACAAUUUGAAACUGCACCAAUAAAAUCCUACAGAAGAUCUGUGAAUAGUGACCCAGAUGAUAAAAAAGCCAUCAUCUUCAAAGUUCUGCAUGGAAAUGGCGGGCCACGAAUCGAAAUCAAACUAGAUACUAAUAAAAAUAUUGAAAGAAGGAAACCGAACUUCAAAUUCGCCGAACCAACUCCAUCCGAUAACGAUAGAGGUGUGGAAAAACCCAAAUUAAGUGAUAACAAAAUUAUUAAAAUGGUUUCAAACGACACGAUUGUGAUUUAUGGCGAUGGUAAUCCAUCAGAAACCGAUCAGAAAGAUUAUGUACAAGAUAUAACGAGUCUGAAUGAAAAAAACAAACAUAAAAAUACAAAACAACCAAUAAUUGAUAUUAAAAAUAAAGUUCAAUCGAUUACAUACCGAAAACCGAAGAAAUAUGCUCUAAAUGUCAGUUUAAGUGAUUCGGGCAACGUCAAAAUUCAGAAUGUUACAAAUGGCAUUAGAAGUUAAUACCUAGCUGCAAUGCAGAGUGUAUUUUAAUUCGUGGCUGUUGCAAUACAAAAUCAAAUAAUUAUGAAUUGCCACGUAUUAUGUGUGUAUAAAUAUUAAUAUAUAUUAAUCCAUAUGCGGGUAAAGAUAAAUCAAGGAAUGUUAUGUUCUACUAAAAGAAAUCUUUUGGUCUGUAUGUAGCAAUGUUUUUAUUCAUGUUGUAACUUGUAUGUUUCAUGACCGUCCACUUUUGUAUUAAUAAUAUUGAAGUUAGAUCUUCUAUAAAGAAAUUCACAUGCAUUUUCUUUUAGUUACGUACAUGUUCUGAAAAUAAUAAAUGAAAUUUGAGA